Linderina pennispora is the source of this 594-nucleotide messenger RNA. RefSeq lists its product as uncharacterized. The transcript has a single exon. Bases 1 to 594 code for a protein of 197 amino acids. The record is from RefSeq and is a predicted model, not a curated record. NCBI's taxonomy places the organism in Eukaryota, Fungi, Kickxellomycota, Kickxellomycetes, Kickxellales, Kickxellaceae.
AUGUCAUGUAUGCAGUUCUGGCAGCUCCUUGUGAUACUGGGCUGCUCGCUGACAGGAUACUUCUUGAACCCCCGCACGCCCACUAUCGCCCUGCAUAACGUGUCGUCCCAGGAAAUGUCCGAGAAGAAGUUCAAACUGCUGGGAUCCAAACUGCAGUUCCACAUUGACCUCACCUAUCGCGUCCAAAACGACAACUACUUUGAUAUGUACAUUGACGACAUCAGCUCCGCCGUAUUCUGGCCAGACACGAAAUUCGCCCUCGGCGGCGGUCGCCUCAGCGGCAUUAGGGUGCCCGCCAGACGGAUCGCCGAGAUCAGUAUGCCGAUUACCAUCCGGUACGACGUCAAGCGCGGCCCGCCACCCAUUCUUCUGGGCCUGGUUGAGAGCUGCGGACUGCACGAUGCUGGCAUUGGCGAGAUGAACCUGGAGGUCGAGCUGCAGUCAGACUACCGCACAAAGAUGAAGCAGUCGGCACUCAACACCGGCAGACAGAUCGUCACGGUAAAAUGCCCGGUGCGCCAUCUGGCCAACCUGCAGAUCGGUGACGGAACGUCGGGCAACGUCGGCGACAUUGUUCGCACCCUAAACGCUUAG